UUCUUAUGCGAGAUGUGGGGAAAAGUCCGUGUCCCAAUCUUUAAUGGAAACUAAAAAAAGAUUGGUACAACAAGAUAUCGAGGUUUGUUUUCACAGAAUGUUAUGAAUAUUGUCUAGUUUCAUAAACAUAUAUCUUGGUAAGAACUGUUUUAUUUGUUGCAUAGGUAAUGUUGAACCUCCACUUAAAAAGAAGAAUAAAGCUGAUAUAGGCAACGUUGAACUAAGAAGAAGUGAAAGAGGUCAAAUACCAUCCAUUCAUACACAGCCGCCAUUUACGGGAGCAAGGAAGAAACAUCCAAUAGUACAUCCCUUUGAGCCAGUUGAUAAGACCAGAAAGGAAAAAAAUGACAGAAUGGAAAAUGUCAAACAAAAACAAGAAACUGAUAAUCAAUGAAGAGAGAGUAAACGAAAAGUGGUUUUCAGAUCUUGAAACUCCAGGAACAAAUCUUUCGAAAACGCAUAUUGAAGCAGGUUUGCAGUUGCUGGAAUUGAGAAAGAGAAACAAUCCAGAUUUGUUUCUGAACAAAACUGCCUUAGUUGUUGGAGUGAAAUUCCUUGAAGAAAUAGAUGAACUUUAUGUUGAGUUUUUAGAUGACAAGGAAGGUUUCCAGUUUGCAAGUGGCUUUGACAAGUAUAACAUAGAGAAGAAUAUCACUUUCCUCUAUUCGGCUAUUGCAGUUGAAGAAUAUUAUUGGCUUGGAAUUGUGGUCAAUCUGGAGAAAAGAAGCAUCACAGCAUUCAAUAGCGCAUCAGUGAAGUUUACAGAUGCCAACGUGGGGCCAUAUUUGAAUGCUUAUGCGACCGUACUACCUUUCAUGCUUCGCAAUAUCUCCAGAGAUGUUAUAAUGGAUACAAGCAAGUUUUCUAUAAAGAUUGUCUCUGAUUGUUUGCCACAGAUAACUUGAUUUUUAUCAAUCUUUGAAUUUUAAAAUAGAAGAAAAAGUGCAUAGUAUAAGUUAUUUCCUACGUUCUUAAGCCUAAUACUUGUAAAUUUUGAUUUCAGGUUGUUAAAAUAGAGGACAGUGGAAUCUACGCGUUGAAGUUGAUUGAGUGUCAUGCCAUGCGCAUAGUUGACUUCACCAACUGACUGAAGAAAAAGUUGUCUACAUUAGGGAAAAGUUG
Molecule: messenger RNA, 1122 nt
Organism: Raphanus sativus (radish)
Lineage: Eukaryota; Viridiplantae; Streptophyta; Magnoliopsida; Brassicales; Brassicaceae
Exons: 3
Coding region: 345-905 (186 amino acids)
Biological process (GO): proteolysis
Molecular function (GO): cysteine-type peptidase activity
Source: RefSeq, a predicted model, not a curated record